GGCUCCACCUGCAGCCGGGCCGCGAGCGGGAGCCGAGCUCGGCCGCGCUGCCGGCACGGACGGGGGACGGAAGGAGGGAGGGCUGCGGGAAUGCCGCUCGCCGUUGCUUCAAGGUGCCCUACUUGGGCUGGCAGCCGAGUGCCGUGGGGUGGUGUCAUUGGAGCCCCGGGGUCACGCGUUGCGUGCUUGGUUCGGAAAGGUCGUAUAGGUGCUUGCGAGUGCCUGUUGCUCCAAAGACACCCGGUUUUCCCUUCGGUUAUCUAUCCAGGGAACAGCAGGUCAUUACUCCUGCUGCAGCUUUUUUCUCCCAAGUCCCAACUGCAAGGAGCCUGUAUGGCGUUUCUGUGUUAAAGCACAAACUGUACAUUACUGCGUUGCAGGCGGGCCCUGUGCCCCACCUGUGAAUGCCUGGUUGAUGCACAAGGGGCUUUCUCUGUUCCAAGAACUUGCCAGGAAAAGCAGACGUGUGGGUUGGUUUCAGGCACUUGUGAAUACUUUGUUAGGGAAAAGGACAGAACGUCUGCUUGUUCAGACUCUGUCACAGAGGACCAAAACCAUCAUGCCGUUGCAUGAGUUGGUGGUGGCCUGGUAUGCUUAGUACUGUGUGCUGUUCUGGUUAUCACUCAUCCAGAAGGGUUUAAUGGACCUCAGUGAGGCCAAGGGUAAGGUCUAAGGAUUCAGACACUCUUUAGUGAGGUACUGAAUAGCUUCCAUAUGUGUAGGAGUAACUGAAUAGACCUGAAAGAGGAUUCAGGUGGAGAGUGAAACAGUAAGGGGAAGUUAUGAGGAGAAAUGCAUAAAAUUAUCUAAUCAGAAAGCAAAUUAAGAACAAAAGGAAGUACUUUCCCACAAAUAAUGAAACUCAUUGCUUCAGGAUGUUAUGAAGACAAUAUAAUUGGGUUCAAAAAGGAUUUAUUCAAAUGUAUGGAAAAAAGAUUCAUUAUUAUUGCUUGGAUUCUGCUUCCAUCUCCUCAGGAAAUCCCAAAACAGCUGAUUGGUUUCCAGAGCUUGCAGAAUAAAAGAUCAUUCUACAGAAGUACUUUCUUUGUGUGCACCAUUCUAAACAUCAAAGCUAGCUACUUCACGAUCAUUUUGUAUUUCAAAAAGCUUUUUUUGCUUCCUUCAAAAGCAGAAACAAAAAACCCCAGGCUAGUGGUAAAACAUAGUCUGACAGUAUUAAACCAGUGUAAAUACAAUAGUUUCGAAUUGUACUCAGUAACAUUUGCACUGGUGGUGUCCAAGACAGAUACUUUGGAUGGAGUGAGACCUUGAGGCUAAAUGACUUCAGCACAAGAAUAGUGAUUGCAAGAAUAAUAUAAUUACAACCGGUACAUCGGCUUUGAAUAAGCAGCUGAACGAUACAUUGUGGCCUUUAGGUACAUAAAUCACAUAAUUUAUCCCUUGAAUAGGAGUUACCAUAACUCUGGUAUUGGAAUGCUAGGUAACAUGUGUGAUUUUUGUUUUUACUAGUUCAGAAGUAUUUAAGAAUUAACUUUCAUUUGUGGAAGCUGUGCCUAAUUUAGUUCAAUUGUUUAUUUUUUUUGAUGAAUAAAAAAGCAACAAAUCACUAAUUCUAUAACCCGCUAUUACAAACUGCUACAAAUGGGUAAAGGCUGUGAUGUUGCCAAGAAUAGCAGCUAUUGUCUUGCUGUAUUGCACAUGAAGUUUGUGGUUUAUUUGCAAUUUGUGAAUUAUUUUGAAGAUGGGCAAGGUCUGUGCCAUUUUUGGAGGAUCCCGUGGAAUAGGCAAAGCUGUGGCAGAGCUCCUGGCACAGAAGGGCUGCCGCCUGGCCAUCAUUGCUAGAAAUCUGGAUGUGGCCCAGACCACUGCACGGAAUCUUGGUGCAGGACAUCUGGCACUUAGCUGUGACGUGUCCAGUGAACAAGAAGUCCAAAAGACUUUUGAGGAGAUGCAGAGGAAUUUGGGUCCUAUUAACUACUUGGUUAAUGCAGCUGGGAUCAACAGGGAUGGUUUGUUACUGAGAACCAAGACUGAAGAUAUGAUAGCCCAGAUUCACACCAACCUUUUGGGAACGAUGUUGACUUGCAAAGCUGCUGUAAAGGCCAUGAUUCAACAACAGGGAGGUGCUAUUGUCAAUAUAGGGAGUAUUGUAGGACUUAAAGGCAACUCUGGUCAAAGUGUGUAUAGUGCUACCAAAGCAGGAUUAGUUGGAUUUUCACGCUCUCUUGCUAAAGAAGUAGCAAAAAAGCAAAUUCGAGUCAACGUUGUUGCUCCAGGCUUUAUUCACACAGAGAUGACAGCUCAUUUGGAAGAAGAUCAGUUGAAGAAAGCAAUUCUCCUUGGAAGAUUUGGAGAGCCUCAUGAAGUUGCACAAGCUGUUGUCUUUCUUCUAGAAUCUCCAUAUGUUACAGGGAGUGUUCUGGUUGUAGAUGGAGGCUUGCAGCUUAUGACCUAAGUACUACCUUGAAUAAAUGACUGCUUUAAUGUCAUGUUGGUAACAUAGAAAUAUAUACUAAAUGAAGGGAGAGGGUUGGAAAAUGUUUAAAGACUGAUGUACAUAAUUGACUUAGUCUUAUUUGGUCAGAGGAGAAAUUCAGCAGCAGUGAAGUGCAAUGUGUAUGUUUAGCUGCCUGAAAGAGUCUGUUUGGUAUUACAAAGUCUGUGCAUGAAACAAUUUGAAAAAGAUCUGGUUUUGAUAUGGUGAUAGCUUUAAUAAUGUGCUGAUACGUUUUUAAAGCACUGUAUUUUUAUAAAGUCUUGUUUUCUAAUUUGGGGUAGAGUGAGAUUUUAUUUGAAUUAUCAUGUUACACCAAGGUUAAUAAAGUGCAGAGACAUGUUUAA
Corvus hawaiiensis (hawaiian crow) is the source of this 2802-nucleotide messenger RNA. It is a transcript of the gene CBR4, whose product is annotated as carbonyl reductase 4. The record is from RefSeq and is a predicted model, not a curated record. The transcript is spliced from 5 exons. Gene Ontology annotation, molecular function: oxidoreductase activity, acting on the CH-OH group of donors, NAD or NADP as acceptor; quinone binding. Lineage: Eukaryota; Metazoa; Chordata; Aves; Passeriformes; Corvidae. Gene Ontology annotation, biological process: fatty acid biosynthetic process. Bases 1703 to 2416 code for a protein of 237 amino acids.